AUGAUUAUUUAUAAGGAUUUGAUAACCGGCGAUGAACUGUUCACCGACUCCUCCAAAGUAAAACUGGUGGACGGGUGCCUCUUUGAGGUGGAGUGUCGGCACGUGACUCGAAAACAAGGCGAGAUCGAAAUCGCCGGCUUUAACCCAUCGGCCGAAGAGGUGGACGAGGGAACCGAUGAUCAGGUGGAGUCCGGUCUGGAUCUGGUGCUCAACCAACGUCUCGUCGAAACCGGUUUCUCGAAGAAU
Oppiella nova is the source of this 246-nucleotide messenger RNA. NCBI's taxonomy places the organism in Eukaryota, Metazoa, Arthropoda, Arachnida, Sarcoptiformes, Oppiidae. The record is from the annotation of a GenBank genome assembly.